Messenger RNA from Sceloporus undulatus (fence lizard), 7351 nucleotides. RefSeq names its product centrosomal protein 170 (gene CEP170). Bases 394 to 5391 code for a protein of 1665 amino acids. Gene Ontology annotation, cellular component: centriole. Gene Ontology annotation, molecular function: protein binding. The record is from RefSeq and is a predicted model, not a curated record. The transcript has 21 exons. Lineage: Eukaryota; Metazoa; Chordata; Lepidosauria; Squamata; Phrynosomatidae.
GAGAGAGAGAGAGAGAGUGCGCCUGCGCAGUAGCCUCUGCCUCCCUUUCGCCCGCGCCGUUAGCUGCCGCUAUACGCUGGGAAUAAUAAUAAUAAUAACGUUAGAACGGUUAGCGGAGGCAGAGCGAGCGAGAGAGAGAAGAUGGAGGGCCAGUGAGCCCCGGAUCCCCAGCAUUAAGGGUUGGAGCUGAAGAGAAUGAUAGGCUCUUCUCCGUAACUGCAUCACACCCAGACAACACAACUGCAGAAAUGACCCAUUCCUUCCAUAGCUGCAAGCUGUAGAGCAAAGGUGGAGCUCUUCUCAGCAGCUGAAGAUGUACUUGCCAUAGUGAACAUAACCGUGCACUGCUAAAGGAUGACGUAGUCUUGUCAGGCUUUAUAACCUAAAAAGAAAAUGAGCUUAACAUCCUGGUUUUUGGUGAGCAGUGGAGGCACCCGCCAUAGGCUGCCACGAGAGAUGAUUUUUGUUGGAAGAGAUGACUGUGAGCUGAUGUUGCAGUCACGCAGUGUGGACAAACAACAUGCUGUAGUCAACUAUGAUGCUUCUACUGAUGAACACUUAGUGAAAGAUUUAGGCAGUCUAAAUGGAACGUUUGUGAAUGACGUACGAAUUCCAGAGCAGACAUACAUCACUCUGAAGCUUGAGGAUAAACUGAGAUUUGGCUAUGAUACCAAUCUUUUUACUGUAGUUAGAGGAGAGAUGAGAGUCCCCGAGGAAGCACUUAAGCAUGAGAAAUUUACCAGUCAAUUGCAGUUGUCCCAAAAAUCCUCAGAGGCAGAAGGAUCAAAGAUGACCAGCGCCAAAGCUUCAGAGCCAAAGGUACAAGAUAUCAUUUCUGAUGUGCACAACAAAACUAUAGAGACACUCAAAUCAGAAGAUAAAUCUGCAGAUCUUUCUGCCAUGCCUCGAGGUACACCAUUGUACGGGCAGCCAUCAUGGUGGGGUGAUGAUGAGGCAGAAGAACAGAAUGGAUACAAACAAGACAGCAAACCUGAAGAGAAAAUCCAAGAUCCUGGAGUGCUAGGAUGCAGUACAGAUGCCAAGCAAGCUGAGGAGCAAUCUGCAGCUGCAAGUGAAGAAGAAUCUUAUGCUUUCUGUAGGGAGCCCAGUUACUUUGAAAUCCCUACAAAAGAAUUCCAGCAACAUUCACAAAUACCUGAGGGUACUAUUCAUGAGAUCCCAACAAAAGACAUACACAUAGCAGGGGCAGGGCAUGCUUCAUUUACUAUUGAAUUUGAUGACAGCACCCCAGGAAAAGUAACAAUCAAAGAUCAUGUCACAAAAUUCACUCCAGAUCAACGCCACAAGCCUAAGAAGCCUUCUCCUUCUGGUGCUCAGGAUUUUCCUGGGCUUCAAGCUGUGAUGUUGGCACCAGAGAGUAAAGUGGCAAACUGGUUAGCACAAAACAAUCCCCCAACAAUGGUCUGGGAAUCAACAGAGGAAGAUUCAAAAAGUAUUAAGAGUGAUGUCCCAGUCUACUUGAAAAGACUGAAAGGAAAUAAACAUGAUGAUGGGACACAGAGUGAUUCAGAAAAUGCUGGGGCACACAAGCAUUACAGUAAACGGGCAGCACUUGAAGAGCAGUUAAGGCAUCAUUAUGCAGAACAGAGAAAACUGCAUUCAAAAGCCCAAGAUACAGAGAAGCAUUCAGAACAACCAGUUGCAAGUCAGACUGCGUUUAUGAUUGAGUUUUUUGAUGAAGGCCAUCCUCGGAAGAGAAGAUCAUAUUCUUUUUCUCAAAAUGUGGGAACUUUAUGCCCUGAAAUGUCUUCUCCAGCAUCCCAUGCAAGAACUGAAAAAGUGAGACCUGCAUCAGGUGACUCCAAAGGGUGUUUAUCACCUUCACAGAAUAGUUCUACACAACAAAGAGCUGUACAUGCAAAACUUUUAAAGCAAAAAUCAGAAGAACCUUCUGCUGUGUUACCUUUUUUACAGACUGCAUUGCUAAGAAGUUCUGGAAGCCUUGGGCAUAGACCAAGUCAAAACGAAGACAUGGAGAAAAAGUUAAAAAGCCAGGUGGUUUUGGCAACUAUUGAAAAGGAUGAUGAUGAUCAAAGUGAUAAAGGUACUUAUACUAUUGAACUGGAAAACCCCAAUGCUGAGGAAGUGGAAGCUCGCAAGAUGAUUGAUAAGGUUUUUGGAGUGGAUCACAGCCAGGAUUAUAAUAGGCCUCUUAUCAACGAGAGCGAGAAAGAUUUAGUAAAAGAUUGGGCUAUAAAUUCUGCUACAGUAGUGCUGGAAGAAAAAAGACCACUGAGUACAACUGGAUUUCUUGACACAGAGGAAAGCACUGGUGCAUCAGGAAGCAAACGCUGGGUGUCACAGUGGGCUAGUUUGGCUGCUAAUCAUACAAAACAUGAAGAAAGUGAAGUACGAAUGGAGACAUUUGCUCCUGCUCAUCUAGAACAUGACACUGACAUCAGUGAAUCUGGCCUAUCAGUUCGAAGUACAGGUUCUGCUGCCUCUUUAACCAGCCAAGGAGAUCGAAAGAGGCGGACACUUCCACAACUGCCAAAGGAGGAAAAUGUCAUAGAAGGUCAAAGAACAAAAGUUACAACUCAUCAAAGAUCAGAGAUAGGUGAAAAACAAGACACUGAACUUCAGGAGAAGGAAACUCCAACACAUACUCAAAAAGAAAUAGGACAGACUAUUGAUAAAAGCCUGACUAAAGCAAGCGUAGCAAUGAAUGGUCUUUCUCCUAAAGCAGACAAGACAUUUUUUCCAUCUAACAAUUGCUUCCCUUCUGGUGAAAAUGGCAAGGAAACAUCAGUUGUGAAACAAGCUUUAGCUAAAAUUCAGCAGCAGGAACAAAAUGAGGCAACACAUUGGGUCUCCACUAAAUUGUCUUCUGCAAAAACUACAAAUCAAGUUGAAAGAGGAAAGGAGGAGUCUUCUGUUUCCCAUAAAAUAAAUAAUAAAGAAAAGUCAUCUGCACGGAAUGCUGGCAAAACAGAAACUAAGACUGUACAAAGUGAAGGGAAAAGAAGAAAACCAGAGGAAACAACAAAAUGUCAAGUUACUAAAGGAUUUAGUGGUGAAAAGAAAGAAGGAUCAAAGCCAUUAGUGAGACAAGGCAGUUUUACUAUAGAUAAACCAAGCACAAAUAUACCCAUAGAAUUAAUCCCUCAUAUUAAUAAACAAACAGGAGCUGCUCCAGCAUCGUUAUCUUUAAUGUCUACCAACAGAAGUGAGAAAAGUGAUUCAGUUGAAACAGAUUCCAGUCUAGAUACAACACUUAUAUUAAAAGAUACUGAAGCUGUAAUGGCUUUUCUUGAAGCUAAGCUACGUGAAGAAAACAAAACAGAUGAAGGACCCGAAACUCCCAGUUAUAAUAGAGAUAAUUCCAUCUCACCUGAAUCAGAUGUGGAUACUGCUAGUACAAUUAGUUUAGUCACUGGAGACAGUGAAAGAAAACAAACUCAGAAACGCAAAAGCUUUACCACGCUCUACAAAGAUAGGUGUUCCACUGGUUCUCCUUCAAAGGAUGUUUUAAAAUCAUCUUCUACAAGUGCUAGAGACAAAAUUGAAAAGAAAACGAAAAGCCGUUCUUCAGAAACCGGUUCAAGAGGGGACGCACGUAAGAUUGUACAGAGCAGUGGAAAAAUAAGACAACCUUCAGUAGAUUUAACAGAUGAUGACCAAACGUCCAGUGUACCCCAUUCUGCCAUUUCUGAUAUUUUAUCUUCUGACCAGGAAACAUGCUCUGGCAAGUCACAUGGAAGGACACCUUUUACCUCAGCAGAUGAACACUUGCAUUCCAAAACAGAAGGUAUCAAAUCAGCAAAGUUAAAGUCUUCCCCAGCAUCAACUGUUCCAUCCAGUAAAUCAACUACUCUUCCAAGGCCUCGUCCCACAAGGACUUCUCUGUUACGUAGAGCACGACUUGGAGAAGUUUCAGAUAGUGAACUUGCAGAUGCGGACAAAGCAUCAGUAGCUUCUGAGGUAUCUACUACAAGUUCUACAUCCAAGCCUCCAUCAGGAAGGAGAAAUAUUUCAAGAAUUGACUUGCUUGCUCAGCCACGUAGAAAUAGACUUGGUUCUUUAUCUGCACGAAGUGACUCUGAAGCAACAAUAACUAGAAGCACUGCUUCAUCUCGAACACCAGAUGCUGUAAUUAGAAGUGGCAUUAGGCUAACACCUCCAGGAGAUAGUACUAAAGUUUCUCCUAGAAUUAGAGCGAACAGCAUUUCUCGGUUGUCCGAUUCCAAAUCCAAAUCUUUGUCAUCAGCCCAUAAUGCUUCCUCAGAGGCAUACCGUCUUCUCCCAGACCCAGAUCCUGCUCUUGAAACUUACAGUGUAAAUUCAAGAUGGAGGCGCUUUCCUACUGAUUAUGCUUCCACCUCAGAAGAUGAAUUUGGAUCAAACCGUAAUUCUCCUAAACAUGCCCGUCUACGUACUUCUCCAGCUACGCGACUGCAGAGCACUGGAACCCCAACACAAACUAGCAAUAUCUUCAAGCAUAGGAUAAAGGAACAAGAAGACUAUAUUCGGGAUUGGACUGCACAUCGAGAAGAAAUAGCAAGGAUCAGUCAAGACCUCGCUCUCAUCGCACGGGAAAUCAAUGAUGUAGCAGGCGAGAUAGAUUCAGUGACUUCAUCAGGCACUGCUCCUAGUACCACAGUAAGCACUGCUGCCACCACCCCUGGCUCUGCCAUAGACACUAGAGAAGAGGUAGGAGAUCUUCAUGGAGAAAUGCAUAAGCUAGUUGACCGUGUAUUUGAUGAAAGCUUAAACUUCAGGAAGAUUCCACCAGUAGUAAAUGUUAAAACACCAGAUGGAAACUCCCGUCCUAAUGAAUCCAAACCACAAGCUGCAGAUGUACCUGAACCCCCCACAAUUACACGCCGUCGAACAUGGAGUAGGGAUGAAGUUAUGGGAGAUACCUUGCUGUUAUCCUCAGUCUUCCAGUUUUCCCGGAAGAUUAGACAAUCUAUAGAUAAAACAGCUGGUAAAAUUAGAAUAUUAUUUAAGGAUAAAGACCGGAACUGGGAAGACAUUGAAAAGAAACUGCGAGCUGAGAGUGACAUCCCAAUUGUAAAGACAUCAAGCAUGGAAAUAUCAUCUAUAUUGCAAGAACUGAAGAGAGUUGAAAAACAGCUGCAAGUGAUAAAUUCAAUGAUUGACCCUGAUGGAACAUUGGAUGCUCUGAGUAAUUUGGGAUUUGCUGCCUCUGUUCAAGUAGCUCAACCUAAGCAGAAGUCCAGUCCUGUUUCUCAAAGUGCCCAACCUCAGUUGCAGCCAAACUGUCAACCAGAGGCAAGGGCUGUCCGACCAGUCAUUGCGUCUGCUUCAAGAGAACUUGGCAAUGUAGGAUCUGAGCAUGAUUUCAGUAUACAUUUUAAUAGGUUCAAUCCAGAUGGAGAAGAGGAAGAUCCAACUUUGCGUGAAUGACAUAAAUAUUAUGAGUACCUUUAGUAUUGAUUGAAUGUGCAAAAUUCAAUGAGAGUCAUAGCAUCAUUCAGAGUAAAAAAAGAAAAAGCUUGGUAAAAAUGCAGUUGUUUUUUUUUAUACCAGCUACUUAAUUGUGAUGUUUUGGAUGUCACACACUCCACUUGACUCAUUAAGUAAACAUUGGUACCAACAUAGAAAUCAGUAUGUGGUAUUUUAUGGGUUUGACAAGCACUUUGAAUCUUUUCCUCCAUGGUUUAAUUUGUCAAAUCAGAUUGCAAACAGAUGAAAGUCCAACGUUAUUAAAAUGUCUAGGUCUCCUGUACCAAGGUGACUGUAACUGUAUUACUGAUCACCAGAAAUUCCCAGAAAUUAUUGAAUGUUUAAAUUUGAUUCUAAGAAGGGUUAACUAAAUUAAGAUAUAGUACAUUUGAAUACCAUGACACAACAAUAGAAAAAAAAAAGCAGACUUCACAGUAUGUUCAUUCUUGCAUACCGAAGAUUUCAAACUAUUGUGAUAUAUACAACUUGAUUGCUAUGUAAAUUGCCUUGGGGUAUACAGAGCUCAAAUAUUAUGUUUGCACUAAAAAUUUGCUGGGAGUGAAAGGUGAACAUAUCAGUAUCAAUAGGGGCAGAUGACUCUGUACUCAGAAAAGUGGUCACAGUUUAUCUGGGGGGGGGGGGAAAGCAUAGUCAAAAUGGCAUGUGAGUCUGCUUCUGAAAAUAAUCCAUUUAGCCCUUUCUGAUCCUGUUCAAUAUGUCUUUUUUGAUGUUGAUGAAAAUUAAACGUCUUAUUGUUUCUGUCCAGAUGUUUGGAACAAUGAAACCAGUUUAAAUGUAUAGCUAUGUGCAUUUAUUACCUGAAAUCCCUUCUCAUGCUUUGUCACCAAGGUCAAACAAAUACAUUUAUGAGUGCUCCUUGAGAUGAUCAUGAGUUGUAAAAUUUUCUUCAGAAGAUUUGGAGAUAGAGUAGUAAUAAUCUGGCCAAUAGGCUGACUCCAGGCAUACAAAUUGUUCAUGUUUUCCUGUAGACCCUCUAGUGAGACUGUCUUAUAUGUUUAUAAAAAUUACUGGACGAAAACUGCUAACAUAGGCCUUUUGCUUAUCCUGCGUAACAGCAAAGCUAUUAAAAUAUCUCAUAUAAGCCUAUUUUAUCUUUAAAGUUGUCCCAAUAACUUUAACAUUUGGAAAUAAUAAUAAAAGAUAACCUUGUAUUUCCAGAACACUGUAAUUUCAAGGUCUUCUGUUAAAUGCUACUAAUAACUGGAAUUUUCCUAUGUUUUUGCAUCAGUCUAUAAUGGUUACAAAUACAACUUUGAAGCGUUUAUGAAAUAAUCUUUAAUAUUUCAGCAAUAAUCUUAUGUGUCACUUGUUUAAAAAUACUUUUUUCCUGUACAUUUUUAAACUGUACAGGAUUUUGGAAGUCAUGACAAAGUUUGACCAACUAAAUAUACAGAAACACUUUUUGUAGAGAUAUAAAAAUAAAAAAACCCAGAAUUAUCCUAUUGUAUAUUGGAUUUAAUCUUUUUGUUUUAAAAUUAAAAACUGACUCUUAUCAAACUCUGUAUCCCACUCUCUGUUAACAGAGGUCUGAAAAACACUUGUUUACAGGUGUUGUCAGUUUAAACAGAUUAUGACAAAAUGCAUGGAGGACAGUGACAAGAUUUUGGCCAUUGUCAUUCUUUCCUUUAUUUCAUCACUUAAGAGAACAACCACAAACAUGCAAGUAUGGGAAAAUAGGAAAUAGUUAUGGAAAAAAAUAAACAUUUAGGCUCUUCACACAGGUCUUUAUGCAUUUUUUCAGAUGUUUACACCUUUUUAUGUUCUGUAAUAAAUGUUUGCAUUUACAAUGUUCUUAUUUGUAUGGAUGCGUACUCCUUAUUUAUUUUUUGUUACAUAUAUUAUGUAUGUUGUUACAGGCAUUUACAGCUCCAUUUUUAAAUAAAGUGUUUCUGGAACUUUA